This is a messenger RNA of Epinephelus lanceolatus (giant grouper), 1535 nucleotides long. RefSeq lists its product as uncharacterized. The record is from RefSeq and is a predicted model, not a curated record. Gene Ontology annotation, molecular function: protein binding. Lineage: Eukaryota; Metazoa; Chordata; Actinopteri; Perciformes; Serranidae.
CCAUAAAAGCAGCCAGAGGGAUCACAUCAGUCAGAGUUUAGCUGACUGAACGAUCUUGAAUCAACUUGGAAGAUGAAUUGUGCCGUUUUAUUGUUUGUUUUACUGUCCAGCAGCUUGAUUUUGGCCCAGGAUGAUGGUAACGCCAUCACAGAAAAACCUGAUGAAACACGAACAUGUCAACCUGACAUGUGUGAUCUCCUGAUGGCAUUCGGUGCCAUGAAAGAAAAGAUUGCAGUUAUGGAAACCAGGCUGGAGGACAGCGAAACCAGGCUGAGAAACAGCGAAACCAGGCUGAAGGACAGCGAAACCAGGCUGAAGGACAGUGAAAGCAGGCUGAAUAGCAGUGAAACCAGGCUGAAGGACAGCGAAACCAGGCUGAAGAACAGUGAAACCAGGCUGAAGAACAGUGAAACCAGGCUGAAGGACAGCGAAACCAGGCUGAAGAACAGUGAAACCAGGCUGAAGAACAGUGAAACCAGGCUGAAGGACAGUGAAAGCAGGCUGAAUAGCAGUGGAACCAGGCUGAAGGACAGUGAAAGCAGGCUGAGGAACAGUGAAAACCAGCUUCUAGAAGUGAGGAACAAAGAAAGAACCAAGGUGAUAUUCAGUGCAGCAACAGGAGAAGGAGGUCAAGACAUUGGACCGUUCAACACAGACAAAACUUUAAUCUACAGAAGAGUGAUAACAAACAUCGGUUAUGCCUACAGUCCACACACAGGUAUCUUUGUUGCCCCUGUUGCAGGUGUCUAUUACUUUACCAUCUUUUACCAUGCUGGAGGACAUGAACAGGCAAAGUUGAGGCUCUACAAGAACAGCCAACUCAUGAUUAUGACCCAUGAUCACCAAACAGAAGCUGACAGAGCUGAUAAUGGAGGAAACGCAGCAUUCCUGCAGCUGCAGCCAGGAGACCAGGUGUAUGUGGUCUUGGCUGCAAACUCACAUGUUUGGGGAACCAACUACCACACAACCUUCAGUGGAUUCUUGGUCACUCAAAUGUGAAAACUGAUGUAUAUCUCUGUAUCUAUGUAUAUCUCUGUAUCGCUGUUCAUUCCUGCUUGAAGAUCGAUGUAAAGAUCUGAGAUCACUAAAAAAAUACAUCCGAGAUCUGAUGACACAGGAGGCUGUUGCUCAAUCAUAAAAUAAAGAGUCUAAAAGUGUUUUGGGUUUUUUUUUGCCUCAUUUAGUUCUUUAUGCUGAAUUUAUUCUAAAUAAUGAAUUUAUUUGGAAAAAUGAAUUAAAAGAAGAUAUAGCUGGUCCCUGUAUAUUGUCUGGUUGUAUGUUUCUACAGAGAAAAAGAGACACAAAGAUUAAUGCAAACACUCAGGUUGAUGAGGACAGGAGCACUUUAAUUGCUAUGCUUUUAUGGCUGAAUAAUAAAGAUGAGCUUUUUACUUUCAGCACUGGUCAGGAAAAUGAUUUGUAUGAAUUUGGUGAUACUUUAUUUUACUCUUUUCAUAUGUUUCUUUACAUCGCCUUGUGUUUCUGUCAUAUCUUGUCCUUCCUUUUUUUUGUCUUUAAUAAAGAACUUUGAAUUG